Molecule: messenger RNA, 788 nt
Organism: Rhinolophus ferrumequinum (greater horseshoe bat)
Lineage: Eukaryota; Metazoa; Chordata; Mammalia; Chiroptera; Rhinolophidae
Gene: MGST3
Product: microsomal glutathione S-transferase 3
Exons: 6
Coding region: 217-675 (152 amino acids)
Cellular component (GO): membrane; nuclear envelope; endoplasmic reticulum
Molecular function (GO): glutathione transferase activity; glutathione peroxidase activity
Source: RefSeq, a predicted model, not a curated record
CGGGGCCUGCGCUGACCACGCCUCUCCUGGUCCGCGGCCUUAGGCGCCGCACCCACACUUCGCUACGCAGCUGCGGUCUGCACCAGCCAAGCGGAGGUGAUCCAGAAACACCGGAUUUACUCACCUGUCUUCGGUGGGGUUCACAGUUGCUCCUGCUGCGCAGUGCCCCAGGGCUGGGUGGCGUCCUCACGUGUUCCCUCUCCCGGCAGAGCCAAGAUGGCAGUCCUCUCCAAGGAGUAUGGUUUCGUGGUCCUGACCGGGGCUGCCAGCUUCCUCAUGGUGGCCCACCUGGCCAUCAACGUUGCCAAGGCCCGCAAGAAGUACAAGGUGGAGUACCCGACCAUGUACAGCAUGGACCCUGAGAACGGGCACCUCUUCAACUGCAUCCAGCGAGCUCACCAGAACACGUUGGAAGUGUAUCCUCCCUUCUUAUUUUUUCUAGCUGUUGGAGGUGUUUACCACCCGAGAGUAGUUUCUGGUUUGGGCUUGGCCUGGAUUGUUGGACGAGUUCUUUAUGCGUAUGGCUAUUACACAGGAGACCCCGGCAAGCGGAGAAGGGGAACCCUGGGCUCUGUCGCCCUCAUCGGCCUGAUGGGCACGACUGUGUGCUCUGCCUUCCAGCAUCUUGGUUGGGUUAAAACUGGCCUGGGCAGUGGGUCCAAAUGCUGCCACUGAAGAAUUAGAGAGUGUUUACAAAUUCAUUCAUUUUGAGUGACUUGCUUUUAUUUACACUGACUUUUUUUUCUAAAUAUAAUAAAAAUCUUAUCUGGCAUCAGCCUCAUACAUGA